Physella acuta is the source of this 2464-nucleotide messenger RNA. Its product is annotated as transmembrane protein 181. NCBI's taxonomy places the organism in Eukaryota, Metazoa, Mollusca, Gastropoda, Physidae. The record is from RefSeq and is a predicted model, not a curated record. Gene Ontology annotation, molecular function: toxic substance binding.
GUGCUCCCCAAUAUGGCCGCGGCCACAGACGCGACGAAGCACAGCUACACACUCUGAUGUGUACAGGCCUACUACACACCGUGCUACUGUGACAGAAACGAACACAGCAAAUGGACAACUACUCAUUUGCCUUUGCUGGCCCAAGCUUUAGGAACAAAGCCCGUUCUUUCAUGUCCCAAUUUUCGGACUCUUUCAGCGCUUUUUCCAAGUACAUCGCGCCAUCCUACCAUCAUGACCGAUGUGAGAGAUCUGUACAGAUGCGGUUAUAUUCCCUGAACAAGAGGCAGUUUGUCCUGGUGUUUGUCACAUUUUUUGUCUGCUUUUUGAUCAGUGUUCUUGUGGGGAUUGCAGGUCCUCACAUUAUAGACUCUACAACAGUGAAUGGAAGUUCAGCCAUCAAAGAGCCACAGAACAAGCAGACUGGUCCAUUCAUCCUGCACUCCCCUCCCAUGUCAACCUUCCACCAGCAGCUGUGGCUGAUAGCAGAUGUUGCCAUCUCCGAGGGGAUAGGGUCCAAGUUUGAGCAGGAUUUGAACAUGGGGAUUCUGAUCCGUGGGGCCAAUGGGGAUGCCCAGAGCAUUGAGGAAUCUGUCACCAACCCAAGCCUCAGUUCAGAGAUGCACAAUAGGACUCGCAAGCUCAAGUGUAGUGGGACUGCCUGUGACAGCCUUAUAGUAAUGCACCUUGGGUACCUGGAUUUUGCAUAUUACUACAUUACUGUUGUGUUUUAUGAUUUGGACAUCAAUAAGUUGUCCAUCAAAAGUGUCAGGUUUACAUUUAAAACCUACAACCCAUCAUUCACUCAAAUAGAGAUUUGGAUUAGAUUUGUCUUUUUGGUGCUGACAUUUUUUACUACAUGCUGGUAUGCCCACAGUUUAAGAAAGUUUUCAAUACGUGAUUGGUCUAUAGAACAAAAGUGGAUGUCAUUAUUACUUCCCCUGCUUUUACUAUAUAAUGACCCAAUUUUCCCCCUGACAUUCCUGGUGAACAGCUGGCUGCCUGGGAUGCUGGACGGCUGGUUCCAGGCAUCAUUCCUUAGUGCCUUGCUCCUCUUCUGGUUGUGUAUCUACCACAGUGUCAGGCAGACUGACCGAAGGUUUGCUAAAUUUUACCUGCCCAAGAUUGUGAUUGUUGGCCUGGUGUGGCUGUGUGCUGUCACCCUGGCAUCCUGGCAGGAGUAUAACGAGCUACAGGACCCCACCUACUACUACAGGCUGGACACCACCAACUUUGAGGGUUUCAAGAUUGUGUUUUUUAUUGUUGGAGGAUUUUAUUUGUUGUAUCUGUUAUACCUGCUGAUACGGGCGUAUGCAGAGUUGCGACAGAUGCCAUAUUUUGAUUUGCGGCUGAAGUUUAUGACAGUUUUGAUGGUGAUAGUGGUGUCCAUCACCAUAGCCAUCACAGUGAUGAGGUUUGGGGGCGGUGUCCUGCAGGACAACUUUGUCUCAGAGCUGUCCACCAACUACCAGAACUCAGCUGAGUUUGUCUCAUUCUAUGGGCUGCUCAACUUCUAUUUAUACACCAUGGCUUUUGUCUAUUCCCCAUCUCCUAAUGCCCUGUUUGAAACCCACUUCAAAGAUAAUCCUGCGCUCUCUAUGUUAAAUGAUUCAGAUGAGGAAGUUCACUAUUCAUCAGACACUGAAGAAACCAGCCUGAGCCAGACUAGGAACACCCUGAUAGACAGUGAUGACGACAAUGGACGGUAGUACACAACAGUAACAUUAUUUUCAACACUUGCAGCUAAACUCAUAGCCAGCUCUCUAAUUGGAUCAUCUGUACUCACGAGGCCAAGUUCAAGGACACUCCAACUACCUGUUACUGUACUAGUGCUGGUUUCUUAUAUAAAAUUUAUUUUCAUGUACAAUGUUUAAAACUGUAGUUGUAAAAUCAUGCAAUAAUCCUGUACUAUUCUUUUAAUUUAUUGUGCUAUAGUAGUACUUAAUUUAAUUUGAUGGCUAUUUACUCUUUCAGUAGUCAAACAUAAUCAUUGUUCAUGUUAUUUUUAAAUUGUAAUUUGAGUACAAAUAACAAAUGCCCUAUCAGUCUAUAGCUGGCAGUUAAAAAAACUGCUAAAAAACAUUUUUUUUGUAGUUGGACGAGGGUUCUCUCCCAUGGUUAAUAUUUUAUCUCAAGCGGGAUUGUUUAUUUAUGUCAGUGGCUUCCCUUUGAUCUUGCAUUAUAAAAUUAUUUUUUUCUUAGCCUGUCUCAGGGUCUGACCACCAGCUAUGUUUUCUUUGAUCCCAGAAGUCUCAACGACUGGUAUCUUGUAGUGGCAACUUACACCUUCAAUUGUAAAUAAUGGUCCUUUUUUUUUAACAUUUAGUUUUUAAUUUGUACACCCCAUAAUUUUUUAUACAGAUCUAUUCUGGCUGUGAAAUGAUUACAAUUUGAAAUUCCCUGAUUCAAAAGAUCUGCACAAGUUUUAUUUCAUUUAUUGUUCAAGUAUUUACGAUGGUCGGUCGUG